AGUAUGGCGUAAAAACAGUUGAGGCCUGGCCUAGUAUGAAUCGCCCAAGUAGAAGAAAGCAGUCUGGUUCAGAAAAUGGAAGCUUGCUUGACUAAAUGUGGCCAUAGCAACGGUUUUCUGAGAGCACUUCGCUCCCUUCGCCGCUCUUCCAUGUCCAUUCACUCUGUUAGAAAUUCCGUUAAAAAAGCAUACGAUGGGCUGCUGUUAGACGCCGCGGGCACUCUCUUGCAAUUGCCCAAACCUGUAGAAGAAACUUACGCUUCCAUUGGAGCUAAAUACGGUCUGAAAGUGAAUUCAGCUGAAAUAAAGCAAGGAUUUAAGAGGGCUUUGGCUGCACCAUGGCCUGAGAAGCUCCGUUAUGAGGGGGAUGGAAAGCCAUUUUGGAAACUUGUUGUCGCCGAAGCCACUGGUUGUUCCAAUGACAAUUACUUUGAGGAAGUCUAUGAGCAUUAUGCACAUGCUGAUGCAUGGUCUCUUCCAGAUGGAGCUUCUGAAACAAUAUUCCUUAUCAAAAAUGCUGGAGUUAAAGUGGCUGUUGUGUCCAAUUUCGACACCCGAUUAAAGAAGAUAUUGAAGGAACUCAACGUAAUAGAUCUGUUUGAUGCUAUAAUUAUAUCGUCAGAGGUUGGUUAUGAAAAACCAGAUGCAAGGAUAUUUAAAGCUGCUUUAGAUCAAAUUGAUUUGGAGGCUGGCAAGGUGGUACAUGUGGGGGAUGAUCUAAAAGCAGAUAAGGUGGGAGCCAAUGCUGUUGGCAUCAACUGCUGGUUGUGGGGGAAAGAUGUAAAGACAUUCGCAGAUAUACAGAAGUGUAUCCUCAUCUCAGAUUCAUAGCUUGUAAUGUUUUAGGUCUCAUAUGGAAAAUAAAAAUUAGAUUGGAAUGCCAGACCCCUUUGCAUAAUUUGCAUUGAUACAAUGCGGACCAUCUCUACAUUUAGCACCUCUUUGAUGGUGCCAUUGAUUUGACCUGCAUGAUUGUUGCGAGUGUAAGGGAUGGUGAUUUGACCUCUUUAUAUUGUCAAAGGAUUCUUAGUUCUUUAUUGUCAAAGGAUUUGUAGUUAUAUGGAUUUUGGAAUUUGGGAUCCAUGUAUCCUAGCUUUUAUGGUUGUUAAGCACACCAAAAUUUUGUUGAGAUGUAAACUGCAGAAUGAAGAACGGAAAUUAUGUUCAGAGAUGUUUGCUUGUUUAACUGCAAUAGAAAUAUUUGUGCUUUGCCACCUGAACGAUUAUCACAGUGGGUGAGCUGUUCAGGAAAUUAUGCCAAGAAAUGCAACCAAUUGCCAAAUUGCAGUUUCAUCGACUCUAGUAAUGCCAGUAGUAUAACAAGGGAUUAUGCAACAG
This is a messenger RNA of Durio zibethinus, 1338 nucleotides long. Its product is annotated as Haloacid dehalogenase-like hydrolase (HAD) superfamily protein. NCBI's taxonomy places the organism in Eukaryota, Viridiplantae, Streptophyta, Magnoliopsida, Malvales, Malvaceae. The record is from RefSeq and is a predicted model, not a curated record.